This is a messenger RNA of Salarias fasciatus (jewelled blenny), 3147 nucleotides long. It is a transcript of the gene hhipl1, whose product is annotated as HHIP-like 1. Bases 1 to 3147 code for a protein of 1048 amino acids. The record is from RefSeq and is a predicted model, not a curated record. The transcript is spliced from 13 exons. NCBI's taxonomy places the organism in Eukaryota, Metazoa, Chordata, Actinopteri, Blenniiformes, Blenniidae. Gene Ontology annotation, molecular function: nucleic acid binding. Gene Ontology annotation, cellular component: membrane.
AUGGCCCGCCUGCGGGAGGAGCUCAAGGAAUAUGUGGAUGCGGAGCUGCGGCGGAUGGAACAGGCUGUGGCUCCUGCUGUUCCUGAAACAUACUGGGGGGACCUGCCGAGCUCCUUCCAGGAGGUUGUGGACGCGCAGGCAACGGACCCGACCUGCCAAGAACUUGAGCCCUCCACACACCAGUCCGAUUUCCUGGCUUACUACCACCACAGACCGUCUGGUGGGCAUCUGGGCCGGAUGAAGACCUUGCUGAGGGUUUUCCAGGUGGCCUGGUGGCCGACGGUCCACAGAGACGUCUGGGGGCACGUCCGCACCUGCACUACCUGCCAGCAGGACAAGGGUCCCAAUGAGAAACCUGCAGGUCUCCUCCCGUCACCCGAUGUCAAAACCCCAGGGGAGGUGAUCGGAGUGGACUUCCUGGGCCCGUUUCCCCACAGUAAGGACCGGAACUCCAUCCUGAUGGUGGUGGUGGACUACUACAGCAGAUGGGUGGAGUUAUUCGCUGUGAGGGAUGCCAAGACUCCGAAGAAACUCACAACAGCCUACCACCCCCAGAUCAACAUGACAGAGGGGGUCGACCACACCCUGAAGACCGUGAUGGCCUCCUUCGUCAGGGACCACCACCAGGACUGGGACAAAAGGCUGCCGGAGCUCCGGUUGGCCCUCAGCACGGGGGUGCAUGAGACCACGGGUGCAACUCCAGCCAUGCUGGCUCUAGGAAGGGAGCUGAAGGGGCCUCUGGAGAGCGGGGGGCUCUCCUCGGGGGGCCGCCGGGUCCUGAGCCUCCUGGGCCUCCUGAUCCUGGCGCCCCCCCCCGGGUCCUCACACCCACAGUGUCUGGACUUCAAGCCGCCCUUCAGGCCGCCGGCGCCGCUGCAGCUCUGCGUCAUGUACCAGGACUUCGGCUGCUGCGACCAGCAGAGGGACCAGCAGCUGCUGCGCUCCUUCCAGCGGGUCAUGGACCACCCGGACGCCCCCGGGGACCCGGCGUGCGCAGGCUACGUGCUGGAGCUGCUCUGCCAGGAGUGUUCUCCCUAUGCGGCCCACCUGUUUGAUGCAGAGGACCCCAGCACCCCGGUCCGGACCGUCCCGGGUCUCUGUCCGGACUACUGCUCUGAGUUCUACCGGCGGUGCCGGUCCGCCUUGCCUCUGCUGACGGACGACCGCCACAUCUCCAGGCUGAUGGACAACCAGACAGGGGUGUGCCGCCACCUGGAGCUGGGAGACAUGGACUACUGCUAUCCUCACCUGCUCAGCAACCAGCGGCUGAACCAGAACCUGGGCCGGGUCCAGGCGGACUCGGACGGCUGUCUCCAGCUGUGUCUGGAGGAAGUGGCCAAUGGCCUGCGCAACCCUUUAGCCAUGGUUCAUGCUAAUGACGGUACGCACCGGUUCUUCGUGGCAGAGCAGGUGGGACUGGUGUGGACUUUCCUUCCUGAUCGCUCCAGGUUGGACAAACCGUUUCUGAACGUCACCAGAGCCGUGCUGACUUCCUCCUGGGAGGGGGACGAGAGAGGCUUCCUGGGACUCACCUUUCACCCCCAGUACAGAUACAACGGGAAGCUCUAUGUGUACUACUCAGUGGAGGUGGGUCUGGACGAGAGGAUCCGGAUCAGUGAGUUCCACGUGUCCCGCCACGACAUGAACGUGGUGGAUCACACCUCCGAACGAGUUAUUCUGGAAAUCGAUGAACCUGCUUCGAACCACAAUGGAGGACAGCUGCUGUUUGCAGAUGACGGUUACUUGUACAUUUUCACGGGUGACGGCGGAAUGGCCGGAGAUCCAUUUGGGAUGUACGGAAAUGCCCAGAAUAAAUCGGCUCUUCUGGGUAAAGUUCUGCGUAUCGAUGUGGACGUCGGUGAGAGGGGGGUUCCGUACCGGAUCCCUCCAGACAACCCCUUCAUCCAGGAGCGCGGCGCACGGCCUGAGGUUUAUGCUUACGGCGUCCGCAACAUGUGGAGGUGCUCGGUGGACCGCGGCGAUCCCCUGACCAAAGAGGGCAAAGGUCGCCUCUUCUGCGGGGACGUAGGCCAGAACAAGUUUGAGGAAAUCGACAUUAUCGAGAAGGGACGUAACUACGGCUGGAGAGCCAGAGAAGGCUUCUCCUGCUACGAUAAGAAGCUUUGUGCCAACAGUUCACUGGACGACGUCCUGCCGAUCUACGCGUAUUCUCAUAAGGUGGGAAAGUCAGUGACUGGCGGUUACGUGUACCGAGGCUGUGAAAAUCCAAACCUCAACGGCAUGUACAUAUUUGGAGACUUCAUGAGUGGGCGUCUGAUGAGCCUGCAGGAGGAGCGUGGGACGAGGGGGUGGAGCUACAGGGAGGUCUGCAUGGGGACGGGGAGGACCUGCACCUUUCCUGGUCUCAUCAACAACUACCAGCACUACAUCAUCUCCUUCGCAGAGGACGAAUCUGGGGAGUUGUACUUCCUGUCCACUGGGGUCCCCAGUGCCACCUCAGCUACAGGAGUGGUCUACAAAGUGGUGGAUCCCUCAAGACGCGCUCCACCCGGACACUGCCACUAUGAGCCUCUUCCUGUCAGAGUGAAGAGUAAUGUCAUCAGGUUUGUUCCUCAGGAAGUGCUCACUCUCCCUGAGCCUCACAAAGACCUCACGGAGCCGCCGCCCACAGAGCCGUACGACUGGCUGCAGGAGCUCCUCCAUCUUCUAGAAGAUCCCGGACCGGACCCGUCUGUCCACGGGGCCCCCGCCAGACCCCGGAGCUCCAGGCGGGGGGGUCGGCGGAGGAAGGGGAAACCCGGAGCGGGAGGAGAACCCGGAGCGGGAGGAGAACCGGAGCCUCAGAACGGAGCGGUGAGGCUCGCCGGGGACCAGCACGGCCGCCGCGACCGCGGACGUGUGGAGGUCUACGUUAACGGGGGAUGGGGCACCGUGUGCGACGACCUGUGGACGACCCAGAGCGCCGCGGUGGUCUGUCGGCAGCUGGGCUUCCGGUUCGCUCUGAAGGCCAGUAAGAGGUCGGAGUUCGGGGCGGCGGAACAUCUGCAGAUCCUGCUGGACGACGUCCAGUGCCACGGGACCGAGUCCAGCCUGCUGGACUGCAGACACGCCGGAGUCGGGACUCAUAACUGCGAUCACCUCGAAGACGCUGGGGUCGUCUGUGGAAACUCCAUCGUAGAUGUAUAG